AGGUGAACGUUCCAAAUCCGAAAGAGAUUUUAACAUGGCCGCAUGUUGAAACACGAAUUUUCUUUAUUGUUUGCCAAUGUAUUUGAAGAUCUAGUAGUGGUGUUUGAAAUCAGUUUUACAUAAAACAAAACGUGCUUAAUAAAUAACGUAUAAUUUCGUUGAUAGUUCCCUAAUUGUUUAAAAUCAUUCUAAAAGUUUUAUUAUACGCAGUACCGGCCUAAUUCCUGAUUUUUUGUGCAAUUAACAUCUUAUACGUUAUAAAUACAAAAAUUUUCUGUUAAAAUAAGUGAAUUAUGAUGCGACAUCCUGAACACCAUCACGUCCCCCCUAACAACAUGCAACGAAACAGAGUGCAGCAAAUGCCCCCAAAUCGUGGUACUCAGCCAAUGUUAAUGAGUUUACAACCAACAGUUCCAGUACCGCACUCAGGAGUACUUGUUUCUAUGCCUCAAGGCCCACCCCUUAUGCCACCGACUUCAAUGCCCCAGCAACCUCAACAGCCAAAAACCAUCAUGCAGCAACCUACACAACAAGUAUAUCACUAUGAGUCUGCACCAGUGGAAGCAACAGAGCAUCAACAUCAACCACCUCCACCACAUCAGACGGUUUCUGAAAAUGAUCAUUCUGCUCAGGUGCAACAAGCUCAAAUGCAAAAUUCACCAAACACUAGUACUUCUUCUAUGCCCCAACAAUCAACCUUGGCAAACACUAAAGAAAAAACCCCAAUGUGUCUAAUCAAUGAAUUAGCUAGAUAUAAUAAAAUUCAACAUCAGUAUCGUCUCACUGGAGAGCAGGGGCCAGCUCACAAAAAGCUGUUUACUGUUACUUUAAAAUUGGGCAAUGAAGAAUAUGAAGCUGAAGGACCAAGCAUAAAAAAAGCCCAGCAUGCUGCUGCUGCCUUGGCUCUUAAAAGGACAGAUUUGAAGCAUCCUCCUCCAAAAACUGCUCGAAUUAAUAGGUCUGGCCUGAGGAACCCCGGUAUGGUCACUCCAACAGUAGAAUUGAAUGCACUAGCUAUGAAAAGAGGAGAACGAACGGUGUAUGUGCUAGAUAGUGUUCCAUCACAUCAACCUCAGGGAUACAUUUCACAAACUGGUUAUUAUCCUCGACAUAAUAUGUAUAAUCCAGGGCAACCACGUUAUCCAAAUUUUGAUAUUCGGCGGGGCCGAGGAUACCAUACCCAUUAUGAUCGAUAUUAUGGACCGUAUAGACCUGGUUACCAGCAUCCUUCUGGAGAACCAGUAACUGUACGCCUUCGAGUUGGAGACAGAGAAUACCCAGGCGUGGGAUGCACCGUUCAGGCGGCCCGUCAUGAUGCAGCAUCCAAAGCUGUCGAAGAUAUUAAACAAAUGGAAGCUGAAGAACAACAACAUCAGCAGCAGCAACAACAGCAACAACAACAACAACAACAACACCAGCAGCAGCAGCAACAGCAGCAGCAGCAGCAGCAAUGCAAUACAACACAAGAAAAUGGUUACUUGGUAACGACAAAUGGAAAUAUUAAUCAGGAUUUAAGUACAGAACUCAAAUCUCCAAUUUCAUUGGUACACGAAAUUGCCCUUAAAAGAUCUCUGAAUGUAACUUUUGAGGUUCUUAGUGAGAAAGGCCCUCCUCAUAUGAAGAUUUUUGUGACCCAAUGCCGAGUUGGGGAUUUAAUCGCGAAUGGGGAAGGAAAUGGAAAGAAAUUAUCGAAGAAAAGGGCUGCAGAAAAAAUGUUAGAGGAACUAGCGAAAUUGGGACCACUUAUUAGUACUAACAAUAUGGCUCAUCUAAAACGCAAGAGGGUAGUUGCUAAGAAAAAAACUAGGAACUUGAUUAAAGUUAAUGCUGACAAAAAUUCAGAAUAUACUGAAGAGAUCAAUCCAAUAUCGCGCCUGAUACAAAUACAACAAGCCAAUAAAGAAAAAGAACCUGUUUACACAGUAGUAGAAGAAAGGGGUGCUCCUAGAAGGCGUGAAUUUGUAAUAGAGGCUUCUGUAAAGGGACACUCGUGUACUGGAAUAGGUCCCAAUAAAAAGGUGGCAAAACGUAAGGCUGCAGAAGCAUUGCUUAAUUUAUUAGGUUAUUCGAGCAGUCCUGUACAGAACAUACCUCCAAAACCAGUAAUCAAAUCUGAAAAAGAAGUAGAGUUGGUAGACAAGCUGCGGAAAGUAACAUUCAUGGAAGAAAAGUCUGAAGUUUCUGUUGGGGGCAGUGGAGGCCGUCAAUUGGUUCCCGGGCUUUUGCUUGUAGGAGAUCAGUCUGCCAGUUUCCAGCAGAAUAAAUCAAAAGUAAAUUCAGAUAUGUUAAAUUCCGGAUCUGGCGUCCAAGCUGAUGGGAAAAGAGGCGGCCAAUCUCAAGUAUCUAAAAUAUCUUCACAAGCAACUCAAAGUGUUCGAGCUAAAGAACAGCUUCUAUAUCUGGCUCAGCUGCUUGGUGUCCAGGUUCAGUUUUCUGAUUUUCCAAAGGCUAACCAUGAAAUGUACCUCACAUUGGUCUCUCUCAGUACACAGCCUCCUCAGGUGUGUCAUGGAGAGGGUCCUACAACUGAGGCUUCUCAUGAAAAGGCUGCUUUAGAAGCACUGAAUGUUCUAUCUGAGCUGGGAUUAGAUAAUGUAACGCCCAACAAAGAAAGUAAUAUUGAGGGAGUACAGAGUGCAAGCAAGCCUCAAGUAGUGCAGAAAACGCAGAUGAAUCAAAACGGCAUUAAGAAAUAGAUUACAUUAUAAAUUUUUUGUCUGUACCAAUGAAGAUAUUUUAUUAAUAACUUAUUUAUCAAAACCAUUUUGGUUUUUUAGAAUCUAUAUUUAAUUGUUGUAUUUUUAAUUUUUGGUUUUCAUUGGUACAGAAAGUUUUCAGUUCCAUGCGGCCAUGUGACAUGGACGGAACAUGUAGUUAUUUACAUUAAAUUUAUGUUUUAUAUGAU
Molecule: messenger RNA, 2905 nt
Organism: Agrilus planipennis (emerald ash borer)
Lineage: Eukaryota; Metazoa; Arthropoda; Insecta; Coleoptera; Buprestidae
Product: double-stranded RNA-binding protein Staufen homolog 2
Exons: 11
Coding region: 294-2696 (800 amino acids)
Source: RefSeq, a predicted model, not a curated record